Ostrea edulis (European flat oyster) is the source of this 1330-nucleotide messenger RNA. RefSeq lists its product as uncharacterized. The record is from RefSeq and is a predicted model, not a curated record. The coding region runs from base 108 to 707 and encodes 199 amino acids. NCBI's taxonomy places the organism in Eukaryota, Metazoa, Mollusca, Bivalvia, Ostreida, Ostreidae. The transcript is spliced from 6 exons.
UCAGAUUAUUGGGAUCAGAAGAGGACUAGACAAUCAGAUUAUUGGGAUCAGAAGAGGACUAGACAAUCAGAUUAUUGGGGUCAGAAUUCAGAACACGUGUCUGAAAGAUGUCUCGCAGGGGACGGAGAACCAGCAAAGAGUUUUAUUAUGAGAGUCCUCGUCCCGUAUCGGAGUACAGUUCACUAAAUAAAUCGACCGUCGUCCGCCAUGACUCGAGGUCGUCAGAGGAGUGGGUGAUCAAAACAGCGCAACUGGAAUAUGAGCGGAAGUUGCGCAAAGAAACCGAAGAGAGAUGUCGACAGUUAACGUACAAAGUAGAACAUACGCAGGCUAUACUUAAUCUCCGGAAUGGGGAGUUAGAGAAGGAACGGAAUGGCCGAAAGGAGGCGGAGCUAAUGUGUCAAUCAUUAAAGACUACCAUUGACAAACUCGAGCAGUAUCUCAAAAAGAAAAACACCGUAGAUGGGCAGCAUUUCAUCCCUGAAUCAAAUACAAACAUUUCCAUGUCUGAAAUCACCCGACUGCAGGACCAGCUCCACAUACGGGACACACAGGAUGACAAUUUUCAAAACGCGGCUCAUCAGACGGAAACUUCAAAACCAAAGACUGUUCAAGUUGCUGCCUCAAUCCAUACCAAAGAUGAUUCCAACUCCACGUGCCAGUCCCUCAAGUUCAGAGAUUUCCGAGACAACGAGCUCGAGUUUUAAUUCCUCAAGUUCAGAGAUUUCCGAGAUAACGAGCUCGAGUUUUAAUAAUCAGCUGAUCAAGGUUCAGAAAUCCGACCCUCUGUGAUGAAAUGAACACGCCUGUUACAUAUCUAUCUAACACUUAAAAAAAUUGACGCUUGAAUCAUUCAAUCAAUUCAAAACAUUUGAAAUCUUGUCAAUUUCAUCAUCAUACACAUUUUAAAUUAUAAUCAUUUCCAUGGGAUUGUAAUGCAAACUUUUUAUGCCCCCCCCCCCCCCCCCCCGGCAAUCGUAGAUUCAGGGCGUGUAGUUCUUGGCCUGCUCAUCUGUCUGUUUGUAAAAAGUUAAUUUUGGUCGUAACUUUGGAAUGGAUGGUGAUAGGGCUUUCAUAUUUCACAUGUGUAUUUCUUGUGACAAGAUACUUCUUUUGAUACCAAACUUUUUGGACCUCAUGACCUUGGGCGAUAUGUGAGGGCAUUAGUCUUUCACAAACACAUCUUGUUAUUAAAUGUAUUGUUCUUUGUUUUACUUUAGUUAAACUGUACCUUUGCUCUUGUGGACUUGCAUGAAUUUAAGCUAUGCCUGUUGUCUUAUCCAAAAUAUUGUAUCAAAAUAAAAUCAUCAUAAAACAGUGAUGAAAUCAA